This is a messenger RNA of Klebsormidium nitens, 5628 nucleotides long. The record is from the annotation of a GenBank genome assembly. Lineage: Eukaryota; Viridiplantae; Streptophyta; Klebsormidiophyceae; Klebsormidiales; Klebsormidiaceae.
AUGGAGCGACACCGGAGCAAACGAGCUGGUCUGUUGUUGCUCUGGGUCGGCAUUCUGUUGAGCUGGGCUGCAGGCAUGGCCGUAACAGCAGAACCCUCGCCGCAGACCCUUCCCUCCACGCCGCAAACCAUUCCCUCUACGCCGCACUCCGCCCCCUGCAUUCCGCUCCCCGCAUCCUCCCGGCGCCUCCUCUCCGGCACUGGGCGAGUGCAAAUGGUCCUCGUCACAUACCCCCCCCGUUACACAAACACCUCCUCCGGUUGGUCGAUCUCGUGGUACGCGAUCGACGGCGCCGGAAACGACUGCCCCUCGUGCGCCGCAUUCUGCACGCUGAACGGGGUCGACCAGCAUUGUGACGUGUUAAAAGAGGCGCCGACGCAAGGGCCGAACGGGACUUACGUCAGCAGCAAGGCGCUGUCGCCCGCGUUAGAAGAGGGGCCGUACGUGCUUGAUCUGUGGGGGCAGGAGCCGAACUGCGGGAACGCGUGCGUGAACGGAACGGUGGCCGAGGUCACGUGGCUCCUCCACACGGACGCCCCCAGUGUCACCUUCUCCGGCGGCCCCGCUAACCACUCCAUAACCAGCCUCCAAACCGCGGUGAUCUCCUUCAACAGCAGCGACCCCCUCCCGACUACUUUAGCCUGCGCGUUGGAUUCCGCGCCUUUCGCUGACUGCACGGCAACGAAAACGAACUACACGGUUACCGGGUUAACCCCCGGGUUACACUCGUUUCACGCCCGAGCCACAGACGCGGCCUGGAACGUCGGCCCGAUCGUAUCCCUCUUCUGGACCGUCGAUCUGAGCGCCCCAACGGUCACGAUUCUCCAACAGCCGGCGACGCUGUCGAAUUCUCCAAUCGCGAGCUUCCGCUUCCAAGGCGCGAUCGGGGGCAUCGUCGCGCGCUGCGCGGCGUGCGCGUUCGCGUGCGCGCUCGACGGCGGCGCCGCGCAGCCGUGCGCGCAGUCGCCGGGCGCGGCCAUCUUCCCCGCGCUCGCGCAAGGCGCGCACAACCUGUCGAUCACCGUGACGGACCCCGACGGCAACUUGAAGACCGUUACCACCGCGUCGUGGCUCGUCCAGCUGACGGGCCCCACCGUUACCAUCACCGGAUCGCCCGCGGCGAGGACGACGUCCGACGCCGCGAGUUUCACGUUCACGGCGACGGACGAUUAUGACGUCAGCUGCGCACGUUGCACGUUCAUGUGUCAGCUGGACUCGUUGCCGGUGCAAGCAUGCACGCCGGCGCAAGGGGCGAAGUAUCCGGGGCUUGGAUCGCCGGGGAAGACGACGAGCCACGCAUUUACAAUCGUGCCGACGAACCAAGCGGGAAACGUCGGCGCUGCUGUCACCUUCAACUGGACCGUCGACCUCGUUCCGCCCACGCUAACCAUCCUAACCCAGCCCGCUAACCUGGUCAACACCACGCGCGCGUUCGUCGCGUUCGUCGCAAACGACAGCACGCCCACCUGCAUUAAUUGCGGGUACACGUGUCAGCUGGACGGCGGCCCGCUGGACGACUGCUUCACGGGCGGUUCCGUCGGCCAAGUGACGUAUCUCGGAGUCUCAGACGGAGCCCAUAAGUUGGUGAUAACCGUGACUAACCCGGUCGGGUUAACGGCAUUCAGCAGAGUGACCUGGACGGUCGAUACGAUCGAUCCUGUGGCCACGAUCGAUCUGGGCGCUUCGCCGACGAACCGAAACCCGAUGCCCUUGCGCAUCACGUUUUCGAAACCCUGCGUCAACUUCGGCUUCCCGAACUGCGCUGGCGUCAGCAACGCGUCAGCGAACUCCACGUGCGGCGCGGGCCUCAACAUCAGCUCGAGUCUCCUGGCGAAGAUCGGUGUGACUAAGGCGACGAUUGUGGCGAAGAGCGCGCAACUUCUGAGCGCGAGUUCGCUCGCGCUCAACCUCGCACCCUCGGCGAGCGGGAUGUAUGACGUCAGCCUGACGGUUGCGGCCGGCGCCUGCGCCGACGCGGCCGGCAACCUGAGCCCCGCGGCCGCGGGAAAUGUGACAUUCAAUGACGUCAGGGGGAUCCCCGUCCUGGCGACGGACAUCCCGGGGACCAUUAGCGUCUUUGGCAACACGACGUACGUGGUUCGGAGAACCAACGCGGGGUUGCUAAACUUUACGGUGGAUUUCGGCAACCCGGUCACGGGGUUUGCGGCGAAGUCAAUCGUUGUGGUUGGAGGAUCAGCGGGGGAGCUCAAAGCUUUAGAAGACUCCUCGGGGACAACGUCCUCAGGGGCGGCCUAUAGCUUCUCCGUGAAAGUCGCGGUCGACGGCUGGGUCCGCGUGGGGAUUGCGGACAGCGCUGCAACGGACACCAACGGAAACCCCUCCUUGGCGUCCGAAACCUUGUCCAUUCAGGUCGACCGGCAGCCCCCUGAGUUCACGCUGACGUCACUCUCCGGCUACAAAACCAAAGAUUCUUUGAUCGGGAUCCUCAUUACGCUUAGCGAAGUCUUGGACGAUCCCGUCCUGGUUAAGCAUCUGAACGUCAGCAACGCCAACGUGACGUCAUUUGCCGGGGACGGCGGAACGUACGGGCUGCGGGUGGAGGCUUUUCCUGAGCAAUCGGUUGGUGUGAAUGUGCCCCCCGGGGUGGUUAGGGACCGGGCGGGAAACCUUAACCUCGGUUCCACCCUGCUAACCGUGCAGCACUACGUGGUUCCGGCGGCAGUAACUGCCGCUGCUACCACGGCGGCCACCGCUGUCGUCGGCACCAGCGCCAUUUCGACCGGGGCUUCCGUCGCCGGAGGCAUGGGUACCGCCGGACUCGCAGUGAGCGGAAACCUCCUGGGCCUAUUCACAGUGAUCCAGCGCUUCGCGAUGGUGAAUCACCUGGCGAUCAAGCAGAGCGUCACGCUCACGGAGAUGACCGGCAGAUUCCAGUGGGCGGCAACCCGGCAGUCGGCGGCGCAGCAGCUCGUCAGCUCUGUCAUUGGAAAGGUGGAUCAAGGGUGGUCAACUUUCGACCGCGUUAUCGGCUGGUCCCUCCUCUUAGUCUUCGGCUCGACGGCGCUGCACAUGAUCGUCGUCCGGCUCUGGCGCAUGUGGACGGAGCAGACCAUUCCGGACAUUCUCAUGUUCCCGCGCUGUGAAAUCAUGGUCAUCAUGCUGACGGUCGAAGGGCUCGCGCAAGCGUGCGGGCUUAUCAUUGCGGGAGGUACUGCGCGGGGGCGCCUGGUGGGCACCAUCAUAUUCAUCUGCGUACCGGGAUCCAUCAUCGCCUUCUUCUUCUACAUCGUCGUCUACAAGAUCUACAAGUCACAAGCCGCUACCUUCGUCGCCGUUUCCGACCCCGCCGCCGAGCCGAACCCCCAAACCCUCGCGGGCAAGAAGGGCGCGCGGCGCUUGAGCGCGAGCGCGGUCGCGGGCAUGGGGCCCGCGGCCGCGAAGCGCGGCGCGCUCCUGGGCCGCGUCGCGGCCGCGACGCCUUUUGGAAACGCCGCAAAACCCGUGGAGGGAAAGUGGGAGGACAGCAAGGACAAGCAUUUCGUGGCGCGAUACGGGGUGUUCUUCCAAAACUUUCGGGGGUUUAACCCGCCGCCAGAGGCGGACGAAAAGAAGCCCCACAACGGGCGCGGCAAGCACGCGAAGAAGCGCGCGCGCACGUGGGGCGAGUACUUCUUUCUCCACGGCUUGGGAGCGGACAAGUUCCGGUCGUGCUACUUUUCCGUGUACCUCGUCAAGAAGAUGUUGUACGGACUACUGUUCGGAUUGUACGGAGGAAAAGAAAGCUGGACCCAGGUGGUUAUCCUGUUCGUUUAUUCUCUCUUCCAGCUCUCAUACCUCAUGUUCUUCAAGCCGUACCUCGACCGGAGCAUCCAGGCCAUUGAGGAGAUCGUGCUCAUCUGCGAGACCGUCAGCUUUUUGCUCGCCAUCCUAGUUCUCUGGCGCACCGCGAGCGGCUGGGCGCAGGCGCGCCUCAGCGACAGCGCCAUCCAGUCGCUGCUCCUCUCCGCGCAGCUGCUGUCCGUUCUGGUGCAGCUCGUGCACCAGUGGUACAAUAUCGCAAAAGCGAUCUACACACAGCGUGCGAUCUUGAUGAAGAAAUUGCGCGGACUGUUUGGAAGAAAGGCGGACGCCGCAGACUCGGAGGAGCGGCGGACAUCGAGGAGCCUCCACCGGAAAGGGAGCCGGAAGAGCGGAAGUCGGAAGGGGAGCACGCGCGCGGAAGAGGUUUCGGACGAGCUAGAGGAGCGGACUCCGUCCGACACUGAAGCGGAGGAUUCCGCCGGAAGAGACCUGCUGCCGGAGGCCGAAAUGGACGGAGGGGAAUACGGCGAAAGUGAGCUGCCGCAAGCGAGGAACAGCGUCGAAUCGCACAGGUCGGCGCGGCAGGCUCCGGCGCUUCGACGCCGGAGCAGCGGAACCUACGACGCGGAAACGGAAGGGCUGCGGCCGGCCGGGCGGUCGGUGAGCUGGACGGAUGCGCGUGCGCGCGCCGCGGGCGCGCCGCGGCGCAAGACGCGCGUGUCGUCGCUCGGAGAACAACAGGGGUAUUCCGGUGGAGCUCCGCCGGAAAGGGACUUCGAAGGUGAUGAAAGGAGCUAUGAAGAGGAACAGAUGAUCAUCCAGAAUCGGGAGGCGCACUCGAAGUCGGACCAGAGGUAUGACAGGUCGCCGGAAUCACUCCGGGGCUCAAAGCUUUCAAACCAAGCAUCUUUAACAAGGAGCGAUCCUGGAGCAUUGCACCGCGGCAACGCAAGACGGUACCAGACCAGCUACGAAGGCCGUGCGGGGAUGCACUCUCGCAGCCCGUCGAACGGAGCUCCGUCUUUAAUAGAGAAAGCCCCCCAUUUGGUCUCGCUGGUCGAGGGGUCCCCCCGGGGAAGCCCGUUGGUUGGGGGAUCCCCCCGGGAAGAUCACGAACGGAUAGCUCACCGAGGCAGCCCAAGACGGUACCAGACGACCUACGAAGAGAGCGAUUCAUCCUCGCGGGGCAGUCAUAGAGUAGGAGCACCCCGGAUGGUGUCGCUUGUCGAGGGAUCCCUCCAACAUCAUGAGCGGAUUCCGGAGAGGAGUGAGCCCGGCGGAAGUCACAGGGGCAGCCCGAGACGGUACCAGUCCAACUUUGAGGGCCGUGCGGGGGUACGUCCUUCGAAAGGAUCUCCGGGCAGUACAAGAGAAAAAGCGCCCCGGUUGGUGUCGCUUCUCGAGGGAUCCCCCCGGGGGAGCCCGUUGGCCGGGGGAUCCCCCCGAGAGGGUCAAAGGCGGACGCGGAAGCUUAGCACACAGUCGGCCGACCUUAGUGCACACAGACCCCCGCGCCGCGAGCGGACCAUAAGCAACGUCAGCAACAUGUCAUCCCCGGGGGCGUUCGGCCGGGCGGAUCCGCCGGAACGGCCACACGCGCGCCGAAUGGCGGUCAGCGGAUCGCGGCUGAACACGGAGUCCGGCGAGUUUUUCGACGGCGAUGGGCGGAGGGCCGGCGGAAUCCGCGUCGCUCCGGUCGUGAAAGCGAGCCUCCAGAGCUUGAAGAAGAAGGCGGCGGAAGGGCGGACGUUUUCGCGCUCGCGCUCGCGCGCGGACGUCGAGGAGCCCGUGUACGAAUGGGGCACGGACGAGGAGGAUGCGGAGCUGGACCGUCCGGCUUUCAUGAAGCCGCAAUACUACGUCUAG